This is a messenger RNA of Myotis lucifugus (little brown bat), 2512 nucleotides long. It is a transcript of the gene KPRP, whose product is annotated as keratinocyte proline rich protein. Lineage: Eukaryota; Metazoa; Chordata; Mammalia; Chiroptera; Vespertilionidae. The record is from RefSeq and is a predicted model, not a curated record. The transcript has 2 exons. Bases 120 to 1787 code for a protein of 555 amino acids.
UGCAACCCUGGCUGUGCCCUUGAAGCUGUGCCCUUGAAGCUGUCCUCCGUCAGGUCUUUCAGCAGAUCCAAGGCAGCUUUCUUGGGCAACAGUCCUGCUCACACGUCUGCACCGGAACCAUGUGUGACCAGCAACAGAUUCCGUGUUGCCUGCCGCUCCCCCAGUGCUGUGUGAAGGGUUCCUCCUUCUUCCCCUCCCCGUACCCGUCUCCCCAGGGCCAGGUGGUAGUUCAAGGCCCUUGUGGGAUGCAAAUCAUGGAGUGCCCUGCACCAUGCCCAGUUCAAGUUUCCCAGGUGAAGGGCCAAGCUCCCUGCCAGUCCCAGACCAUUCAGGUGAACAGCCAGGCUUCCGGCCAGUCUCAGACCGCCAGCGUGAAGGGUCAGGCUCCAGGCCAGUCCCAGACCACGCAGGUGAUCAGCCAGGCUGCAUGCCAGCCUGAGGUUUGCUACGUGCAGUAUGGAGCCCCAUGCCCUGUUCAGACCUGCUUUGUAGAAUGUGCUCCAGCUUGUUAUACAGAAACUCGCUACGUGGAAUGUCCCGUCCAAACCUAUGUACCCUACCCAGCUCCCCAGCCUGUCCAGAGGUAUGUAGCGUACCCCUCAGCAUGCCAGACUCAAGGAAGAUUCUCCACCCAGUGCCAAUAUCAGGGCUCCUUCGGCAGCUGCGCCCCCCAGCGUCAGUCCCGGGCUUCAUGUCGCACUUAUGUACCCCCAUGCCAGAGCCAGGGCUCUUAUGGGGGCUUCCCCAUGCAGCGUCGCGCUAGGAGCACCAGCAGAUGCCUCCCUCCACGCCAGAUGAUGCGGCCUUCCUACCGCAGCUGCUCCCCACCCCGCCAGAUGCGGCCUUCUUACCAGAGCUACUCGCCACCCUGCCAGAUGCGGCCUUCCUACCGCAGCUGCUCCCCUCCACGGCGUUCCGAGCCCUACUACAGCAGCUGCGUGCCAUCAAGAUGUGAUUCGGGCUCCUACAACUACUGCACCCCACCCCGCCGCUCUGAGCCCAUCUAUCACAGCGGCGGUGCUCAGCGUCCCACUUCCAGCUGCUCCCAGAGACGUGGGCCCAGGUGCCGCAUAGAGAUUUCCUCGCCCUCCUGCCCCAGGCAGGUGCCCCCGCAGCGGUGUCCCGUUCAGAUCCCUCCCAUAGGACGCUGCUCUGAGAGUUGUGCUCCACGACCAUCCUGGGGGUCCUCCUGCCCGGAGCUGAGACCACGUCCCGAGCCGCGUCCACUCCCAAGCUUCUGCCCGCCCCGGAGUUUUGACCAAUGUCCAGAGCCGUCACUGCCGCGGGGCCCACGUCCUGCGCCGCGUCCAUCACGCCCAGCGCCGUGUGCGAGCCCGGAGCGCCGCUGGUGUUCUCCACCCCAGUGCUUUCCCGAGCCCUGCCUGUGUCCGGAACCAAGACCAGCCCCGCGUCCAGCCCCACGAUCUGGCCCAACGCGGUGUGAGUUUCCAGAGCCUUGUCGGGAGCCAAUUCCCCUCCCGCCACGCUGCUCAAGCCCAGAGCCCUGUGUGCAGCCUCAGCGCUGCCCCAGGCCCUGCUCAGGCCCAAAUCCAAUGCCGGGCUCCGGAGACCUCGGCUGUCAUGAGUCCCGCCCAGGCCGCCUAGACAUGGAGGCCCCCAGCUGCGGCCCAGCUGCUUAUACACAGUGCGGAGAGGGUGAUGCUAGCCAUGGACCUUGUGAUGUGUUCCCAGAGCCGCAGGGUCUGGGCGGUUAUGGAGACCAAGGAGGUGCCUCUGUUGGAGCGAAAGGCGGGAACUAUGCUGAAGUAAAGAGCGCCUACUUUUAAAGGAAGCGCGGCUGAAACAUCCCCGCCUCCUCCUGCCCUGACAACGCUGCUCCUCCUUUCCCAGCAGUCACCAUUGCCGUGCUCCUGUUUGCAAUGCUCCAAAGAUAGUCCGAGGCCCCCUGCUGCAGAGGCGACGUCCUUUGCAUGUCAUCACAGGACCCACACCUGCGUCUCAGACACCUCUGCAGCCUCACCUCACACUCCUCUCCCAUAAGCAUCCUCUGUUCCAGCCAGACCAGUCUCACAACCAGGGCACAUCUUGGGUGUUCCCCAGGACAUGCCUUAGCCAUCCCUGCCUCCAAGCCUCUGUCCAUUUCCCCCUGGACCACUUCUCCGCUACUCCCAGUAUCUGAAACCCAACCCAUCUUUCAAGACCUCUUCCUUGGAGCCUUUUCUGCUUUGUUCCUACUCUCAGAAGCCUGCGCUGACUUCCUAGAACGCACUGCAUCAUCCACACCAUCCAUUUGGCAAGUGCCUUGCAACAUCUCUUGAACUAUUUUAUUUUUCAGGUGUGUCUGUUGUCUGUCUGACCUGCCCAGCUAGAUUGUAAACUCCCAUUGGAGUGGAGUCAGAAUAUCCCUAAAGUCCCUUGCUUCUCCCAGGGCAGGCGGCUGCUCAUCAAGGUUUGUUGGUUGGCAGCUUGAGCCAUGAUCUGUCCUGAUGGGCAACCCCAAGCCUGGGACCAGAGGAGACCAUGUAACAAUAAAGGUGAUGCUACACUCGGA